AUGCAAAAUAUUGACCUUUCCAAAUGUAAACUGACCAGUGAGGGCUUAGACUAUAGAGGCAAUAUUUCAACAACAGUUUCGGGUAGAACGUGUCAGCGCUGGGACAGUCAAUACCCUUGGACCCACACCUACACUGAUUUGUAUGGAGGCAACAGUGUGCACGAAAACUACUGUAGAAAUCCGAAGGCUGGACAGGAUCCGACCCCUUGGUGUUACACAUCAGACAAAGAUGUCCAAUGGGAGCUCUGUGAUAUUCCAGUUUGUGAAUGUAGAGAUACCCCAAAGGGAGAGGCAUACAUUGGGAAAACAUCUCAAACAGUCGAUGGACGCCAGUGUGUGAGAUGGGACAGCGUAGACGAAUUUGAUCCAGAUUAUUAUAUUGUCCACUUUCUGACAGGAAGCAAAAGUGCUCAUGCAAAUUAUUGUAGGAAUCCAGACAAUAAAAUAGCUCCGUGGUGCUUUACGGAAUUGGUUGGUGGAGGCUGGGAUUAUUGUAACAUUCCAUUUUGUAAAAAGAGUAAUGCCGAAUGUCUUAGUAGUCCAAAGGGCUUAGAUUAUUUUGGAACGGAGAAAAAAACUGUUGACAACAUAGAAUGCCAACGCUGGGAUAAAGUGGAACAACUUCAACAUGGUUUCUCAAUAGGAUUCAUGGGACUCUCUGCUUCUGAACACGAAAACUAUUGCAGGAAUCCUGAUGGCAAAGAAAUGCCCUGGUGUUAUCCUGUGAAUAGCACCGUCGAAUUUCAGUACUGCAACAUUCCGAACUGCCCGGAAAACGACUGUAAGAUCACAGAGAGAGGAUUGGGAUAUAGAGGAAAACGACAAACGACAAGAGACGGGAUUCAAUGCCAACGUUGGGACAGCGUUACUCCCCACAAGCCCAACCCGAAAAUUAGUUUCCCCGCAUCCUCUCUCUCCGUGCAGGAAAACUACUGUAGAAACCCGGAUUACGAACCAGGGCCUUGGUGCUACACAAUGGAUCCUCAUGUGCGGUGGCAACUUUGUGAAGUGCCGUUUUGUUAUAAUGACUCUUAUUCUUGUGAAUUUUCCAAAGAAAACUGUACAAUGGAACAAUUAAAUAGCAAAACAAUGACAUGGAUAAUUAAGGAAGCAGAGGGCAAGACAACACUAGCGUUAACACUCGCCGAGAAUUUGCCAUCUUUACAGUCAGUACUACCCUCAUUGAGAUUACCCAAGUUACGAUUCCAAAAACCUGGAAGUUGUUUACAAAUGAAUUACCGUAGCCAAGGAAUACGUCUGAGUAUAAGUACGGAUAAACAAAACUUGACUAGUCUUUAUGGCACCGAUGGGUGGAAGCUCAUAAAAAUUAACAUUGACUAUUCAACGGAUCUGUACCAGAUAACCAUGACACCGAUUCCCAUUACAUCUUCAGUUUAUUUUUCAUUAAAGGAUAUACAUAUACGAAAUACACCUUGCGAAGAUUGCUUUGCUUGCUUGGAUGAUGGGUCUUGCAUUGAGAAUGAAAAGUUUUGUGAUAUGAGUAUGGAUUGUCUCGAUAACAGUGACGAGAAAAACUGUGCUCAGGAGUGUUAUAUUGAAAACAAUUAUGUCGGAUUUAGAGAAAAAACUAAAUCCCUUCACCAGUGCAUUGAAGGUAGAUGUAAAUUUGACCGCCAGAGCAAAGGAAAACCGGGUUGUUUCCCCAAUUCUAAAACGAAAAAAGAAGAAUGGGAAGAAUGUAGCGUUCCAAAAUGUAAAAUAGAGAGUUUAAAUUGCGAUUUUGAAAAUAGUAUGUGCAAUUGGAAGUUUCCUAAACAUGGGGUGAGAUGGAAUCGACAACAAUCAGAAAAUGGUGACGAAAUAGUUAUCUCGGCAAGAUUGGAUACGUUUCAAACCAAGAAUGCUGUGUUAUACGGUACACCACAGCCUGCAUCAUCAGACUUUGGUUGUUUAACAAUAUCUUACUUAGGGCAUGGUGUCCACUUACAACUCUAUAUAACUAAAGGCACAGUAUACACACGCGAUGAAAUGGUCUUUGAACGACGGGAUAUCGACUCCAAACUGUUUGCUAGAAAAAGCAUUCAGACACCGACGAAUACUCCGUACAUGAUUAUCUUAGUUGGAGCGCUCAAGGAAAACCGAUCAGGCAUAAUUCAGAUAAGAAAAAUAAGUUAUAAAGAGGGUAUUUGUGCAGAUAAAAAACCAUGUAGCUUUACACAGUUUCAAUGUGAAGAUGGCAGUUGCAUUCCUGUUGAUGACUUUUGUAAUGGAUUGACUAACUGUCCCAAUCAAGAAGAUGAAUCACCAUGUAAACACAACAACAACACAUCGUGUGUAGAUUACAACAGUGGUUGUCCAAAACGUUGUCCUGCUCACUGUCAGUGCAAUGGAUUCAUUUUUAAAUGCAGUUCCCCUGAAAAUGUAACAAAGGAAGUCAGGGUUCUUGAUUUAAGCUCUAAUGUUUUUAAUUUAGAAAGCCUUGAAAACUUUGAAUUGCUCGUUCACCUAAAUCUUUCAAGAUGUUUCAUAUCCGAUUCCACACUAACUGGUCUUGGAAUACGAUUAAAUUCACUUAGUCUUCAAACUUUGGACCUCUCAUACAAUAAUAUUCAAAAUGUAGAAUUAAAAACAUUUGAUCGAUUGUCAAAGUUGUUAUACUUAAAUAUCUCAAAUAAUCAAAUUUUGCGUCUUCAUUUGGAUUUUCUUACGUUAAUUCCAAAUUUAAGACAUUUGAUUGUAAUGAAUAAUAGCAUAGAGAAAAUAAAAGGCAUGGAAAGCUACAACCGUCAAAAUUCAGAUCUUGAGUUGUUAGAUUUACAGAACAACAAAUUGAUUACUGUUCAACCUAAUUCACUUCAUUGGUUGAGUUCUGUCUCUAAAAUAUUUUUGCGCAACAACAAUAUUACAAAUACUGAUUUCUAUUUUUCAGAGUUAAUGGAAUUGUUGAUUGAAUUAGAUCUUAGUUAUAAUUUGAUUCAGAAUAUUACUAACGUUAUGUUCAAAGGCUUAAAUAGGCUAAGAUAUCUUAAUUUACAAAACAACCUUAUAGCAAUGUUAGAUGAAUUUUCGUUUUCAAGACUCGAGUCUUUGCGCACACUAAAUCUUGCCUUUAAUCAGAUACAUACCAUAAAUAAAAUGGCAUUUGAAAAUCUACUUUCACUUGCAAAAUUAAAUCUAACCGGUAACAAAUUAAAAUCUCUAGCCCCAGCUAGGUUUAUUGCUUUAAAUAAACUUGAGAUUCUUGACUUGUCGGGAAACGGUUUGCAAGUAUUAGAGUAUGAUGCCUUCAAAAGUUCAGAUUCAGUUAAGUAUCUAUACAUACAUAGCAACAAAUUAACCGUUUCCAGGGCCAUGUUCCAAGGCCUCUGUAAUCUUGAAUGGUUGCAAACAGAUUCUUAUAUCAUUUGUUGUGCCAAACCCUUAACCGUUCAUUCAUCGAAGUGCAUAUCGCCAAAGGAUAGUAUUUCGUCUUGUGAACAAUUGAUAAAUGUUGGAUUUCUUGCGCAGAUGAUUUGGUACAUGGCUCUAUUCUCUGUAAUUGGAAAUGCAUAUGUUAUAUACUAUCGCAUUCAGGGAGGAAUUAAAGGUAACGCAUCUCAAGGUGUCUUUGUCUUGCAUCUAAGCGUUUCAGAUUUUUUAAUGGGUGUGUAUCUGUUCAUCAUAGCCAUUGCCGAUCUGGAAUAUCGAAACAUCUAUGGAUUUAACGAUGGUGAGUGGAGAUACAGCAUGGCUUGUACCAUAGCAGGAUUGCUGGCUACAACAUCAAGUGAAGCGUCAAUGAUUUUCAUAUUUCUUAUUACCAUUGAAAGAUACAUUGUUUUGAAACAUCCAUUUUCUGCCGGAUUUGCGAAAAAUAGACGACUGAUUCUCUUUGUUACAAUUGUGGCUUGGUUGAUUGCUAUUUUGUUUUCAGUAAUACCCGUAUUAGUGUACCCUGACUUCUACAGCAGAUCUACAGUAUGCAUAUCCUUGCCUUUAACGCCAGAAAGGAGAACUGGUUGGGAAUAUUCAACCUUUUUGUUCAUUGGAUUCAACAUGUUUAUUUUUAUGGCCAUUGUGGUUGGACAACUGCUGAUUUAUAUACAGGUCAAACGAAUGGGAAAGAAAAUAAAUAACGACAAUUCAAAACGGGAAAUGGCAGUUUUGAAAUCUCUGUCGUAUGUUGUUUUGUCGGACACAUUUUGUUGGAUUCCCAUUAUAAUUAUCGGUCUUCUAGCCAGUGGAGGAGUGAAUAUUUCGUCGGACGUGUACGCCUGGGUUAUUGUUCUCGUACUACCAAUCAACUCAGCACUAAAUCCCUUCAUAUAUACGUUCAGCAUGAUCUACAGACAGAAAAUGAGGCAUCGGAGAAGCACAAGUAUCACUUUAACCGGAGGAGCAAAUGAAAAUCAACAUAGCAACGGAUAACAGAAAAUUACAAACAUUUUAAAAUCAUUUGUUAACAUUAUUUUUGUAAGGAUUGAGGCCAAU
Messenger RNA from Magallana angulata, 4431 nucleotides. RefSeq lists its product as uncharacterized. Lineage: Eukaryota; Metazoa; Mollusca; Bivalvia; Ostreida; Ostreidae. Gene Ontology annotation, cellular component: membrane. The record is from RefSeq and is a predicted model, not a curated record. Gene Ontology annotation, biological process: G protein-coupled receptor signaling pathway. Gene Ontology annotation, molecular function: G protein-coupled receptor activity; protein binding. The transcript is spliced from 16 exons. Bases 1 to 4368 code for a protein of 1455 amino acids.